Messenger RNA from Xiphophorus maculatus (southern platyfish), 2055 nucleotides. RefSeq lists its product as uncharacterized. The coding region runs from base 1 to 2055 and encodes 684 amino acids. The record is from RefSeq and is a predicted model, not a curated record. The transcript is spliced from 6 exons. Lineage: Eukaryota; Metazoa; Chordata; Actinopteri; Cyprinodontiformes; Poeciliidae.
AUGGCGCCCCCUGCUGAAGACUAUUACUGCCGCCAGUUCCUGCCCAACACCUUUGACCCCUCCCGCUGCAGGUCCUGCCUGCGGCCCAUUCACAUGCACCUCAGUAAAUUGACUGGAGAAUACGCAGAUGCUGCAGCUUUGGACAUUCCACAUGAGCUGGAUGUAGGUGACACUAAUGAUGAUGAUCAGGAUGAUUAUGAGGAUCUAGUGCUGUCUGAGGUGACGACAUGUGCCAGCAGUGAUGACGCCAGUGGUUGUUGGACGUUUGAGUGGAAUCUUGAACGCAGCCUGAGUCCUGAGUGGGAACUUGAGAAUUGUGAAACUGACAUUCAGCCUAGCUAUUCAAAUCAGUGGGAGUGUUCAGAGAGGAGCACAUCCCUCAGCCCACAGAGCCCUCCUGCAGGCCAAACAGAAAUGACCAGACUGGACCUAUCUCCCCCGAGAGACACUGAAAACUCCUGGAUGGAUGAAAGGAGGGGAAGAGACAUGUCCCGCCGGGCUUCAGAGUCCAGAGGAGGCAGGGAGAAAGAAAGUGGCUACUUUUCCCCUGACAGAAGAGGUGACGGUGUGCAGCAGAUGGAUGAGGACAACAAGCGUACCCAUCGCUAUUAUGAGAGGGGACAUCCCCUGCCAAGCAACUAUGUGCUCGAGCCCAAAGCUUGCGUCCCCUACAGGAAUGUCAGCCUUGGACUGCCGUCCCAAAGAAGAAACCCAGAGACCUAUAUGCAGGCAACUUGGAGAAGUGAGUCCCCACAGAGGUACACAUACCACUCAAACUUCAGAAGAGGUACAGACUCUGAGAGGAAUUCUCCAACACGUCAUAGCUCUUUGAGUCCAGAUCGCUACAGGUUACCUGAGUCUGCCAUGGGACCUCAGAGAGGGAGCUCCCUCUGUAGGAGUCAGGCUCGGUCUCGUGCCUCAUUGCAGGGCUCUCUCCAAAUUCAGUCUAAUGGUGCUUCACGCCACACAUCUGGCAGGUCCAGUCCUUUACGCAGAAGGGAUUCCACAGCUCCUCGUAAUGCCUCAGCACACAGACGGGCAGACUCAUUUCCGUUACACAGUGCUGGCUAUGAAGACCUUAAGAUGUCCAGCCAAGAGUCAAGGAGUCCGUCACAAGCUUCAAAUAAACACAGUUUGGAUUCUGAGAAACUCUACAGAAAUCUUGAGUCUAUAUCCCGCCGUAGUUCUUCUGCAGUCAAGCAGAACUCAUACGAAGCGUCUCCUCGAAGCAGAACAGCUGUUAGCAGUCUGGCCAACACUCUGUCCCACAACAGCCGUGAAGUGUCACCAUCCAGGAAUGGCUACAGUCCACAGAGUCACGCCUCAUUAAGAGAGCCUGAUUCAAGAGACAGCAGGAUGAGUAGAUCCCAAAGUUCCUGGCAAGGGUCUUCACACUCUUUACUCAAUCUCCCAUCGUCACAUGGUUCCUCUUCAUUGAGACAGCAAGGGGCAGGCUCCCAGAUUCUAGUUGGGUCGCCCUCAAACAUUGCAGUCACAGACGGUAAUGAUGGGGUUGCUUCUUGGCAGGGGUCUUCACACUCUUUACUUGGCCACCCCCCAUCAGAAGCUUCCUCUUUAUCGAGACAGAGAGCAGACUCUCGGGUCCUUGGAGGAUCACCCUCACAAUUUGCAGUCACAGACUCUGAUAAGGUUAAUGAGGGAUUUGGCUCCUCGCAUGGGUCUUCACCCUCUUUACUCAGUCGCCCGCCAUCACAAAGCUCCAAUUCAUUGAGACAGGCAACGGACCUUCAGAUUGGUGGAUCACCUUUGCAAGCUGUGGCAACAGAUGCUGCAAAUGCUAAUAAUGGUGUAACUAAAGUCAGCUCUGACAGAAGUAAGAGCAUUGUCAGACGAGGAAUGGAUGCCCUGUUGCUCUCCGAACCGGAAAAAGCUGUAGUAGAACCUGAAGAGGUUGGGAUGACCAUAGAUGACUACAUCAUGCUGGCUGAUAUACCCAAGAUUCAGGUGGAGUCAGAAGAAGAUUUUCCAGGGCUGAGACGGAGAAAUGAGAGUCCUAGUCCCUGCAGAGACCAGAGACAAAGAUCAUACAGCUAA